Molecule: messenger RNA, 789 nt
Organism: Jatropha curcas
Lineage: Eukaryota; Viridiplantae; Streptophyta; Magnoliopsida; Malpighiales; Euphorbiaceae
Source: RefSeq, a predicted model, not a curated record
AUGGAAGCCAUUACGCAAAUUCCAAACUAUGGGAAAUUUCUUAAAGAUUUAAUCUCAAAGAAACGUAGUUGGGAAGAUGUGUCAACAGUUAGUUUGACCGAGGAUUGUAGUUCCAUAAUCUCAAGUAAAUUACCUACUAAACUUAAGGAUCCAGGAAGCUUUACCAUACCAUGUAAAUUAGGUGAGGUAGAUUUCCCUAGAUGCCUUUGUGACUUAGGAGCAAUUAUUAAAUUGAUGCCAUUAUCUCUUUUCAAGAAAUUAGGUUUAGAAGAUGAAGUAAAACGUACUAAUAUGGUUUUACAACUUGCUGACCAAUCUAUUAAAAGACCUUAUGGCAUUAUUGAAGAUGUACUUAUUGAAGAUGUACUUAUUAAAGUUGACAAGUUUAUUUUUCCAAUUGAUUUUGUCAUACUUGACUUUGUUUAUGAUGAGAAUUGUCCUCUUUUAGGAAGGCCAUUUAUGAACACGAGGAGGGCAUUAAUUGAUGUGUCAGAAGGAAAAUUAAUUCGUAGGAUAGGUGAUGAUACCAUUGAGUUUCAUAUAGAUAAAGCCAUGAAAUAUCCUAUGGAUGAAGGAAAUUGCAUGAGGAUUGACAUAGUUGAUACGUGUGUGCAUGAAAUAUUUGCAUUAGAAAAUAAUGUUAAGUAUGAAAAUGAUAGUGCAAGUAAUGAAGAAAAAGAGUUUAUAAGUUUAAGACCCGGGAUGUUACUUAGAGAAAAUGAACCUUUACCGGGAUGUUACUUAGAGAAAAUGAACCUUUACCUCCAUCAAUUGAAAGACCACCAAUAA